This is a messenger RNA of Procambarus clarkii (red swamp crayfish), 1123 nucleotides long. RefSeq lists its product as uncharacterized. NCBI's taxonomy places the organism in Eukaryota, Metazoa, Arthropoda, Malacostraca, Decapoda, Cambaridae. The record is from RefSeq and is a predicted model, not a curated record.
UGUUGUUAACAAUAACUGGCUGUGGGGAAUCGGCGAGAAAGAAAACGAGAGUUGUUGGUGGUCAGGAGGUGUAGAGGGGGGCAGAGGAGAGGAAGGUAGUCAGUGUGUUCCGCCCCUCAGUACUGCUAGCACCUUCAACACUUCCUUUCCAAGAUGUAUCUACGUGUCACCCUACUUACGUACGUGGCAGUAUGUUUGGUGGCAGUUCUGGGACAACCUCGCUCGGGCGGCACAACUCCGUAUGGCGGUCAAACACUUGGCAGUGCACCUCUUCCUUCUGGUCAGGGAGUCGGAGGCGUUCCAUCUGCUGCCUCACCAGAUACAUCUGCCCAGGGCGUCGGUGGAUCUCUUGCUUCCAACCAAAUCUUUGACAGGUUUGGACAACUUGGUAGCGGACCGCGCGUCUCUGCGGGCAGCAGCGGUCCAGUUGUAGGAGCUGGUCAGGGCAUUGACAGUAGUCAGGGACUCGGUAGUGGACCGCGCGUCACCGCGGGCAGCAGUAGCGGUCCGGCAUCUUACGCUGGUCCAAGGUAUGGCAGCCCUCAGGUCAGCAGGGUGGACGCAGUCUUCCACCCCACUGUCACCCAGCUUGUCACCGUCGACCGCUUCGUCACCCUCACUGACCAAGCUUUCCAGAGCGUGGCUGUCACCCUCACUUCCCUCACCGUCCAGACAGUCACCACUGGAACACGCGGGGUGCUGCAGACGCCCGUGGAUGACCGUGUCGCCCUCCAGACAACGGUAGUCGUCAAACCUUCAACACUAACAGUCACGCACGUGCAGUCGGACUUCAGGAUUGUGACUGAAAGGUCUUUAGACUACGUGACCAUCGCCCACACUUCAUACAUCAUCGUGCAGACUACCUACACCACCACAGCCACCCAAGUGUUGUCGUACACCACAACGCUGGUGCGGACCAACAUCAACACGAAGAGCACAGCGUUCACCGACUACCGCACCAUCACCGACACGGUCCUCGUCCCUGGAGGCUACUAUGGCAACCGCCAGUUUUAGCCUCGACUUGUUAUUCUUUGAAAUAUGUACAUUAUUAUUGACCCGGAAGACUGCUUCAAAUGCCGUCCAUGCAAUAUAAACUGACUUAAUAAAAUUAAACAUGCGUAAA